AUGACCACCGCUCCCUCGGGUGUUCAACAGUAUGCUGCCCGCUACUUUGAUGCCUCGCCAACCUGGUUCCGCUGGAACAAGCUCUCCGCCGCCGAUGUCUACAAACUUCGCGAAGAGCCUGGCUUCCGCGGGCAAAAUGUCUGGUUUUGGCUGAACCACCCUAUACAGUUCGUGCGAAUUGUCGGAUUUGUGUGCCAGAUCGAUCAAGUGGCCGGAGGAAGAUACAUUCUCAUGACUGUCGACGACGGGAGUGGCGCCAACAUUGAGGUCAAGUUGGAGCGGCCCGUGGCAUAUCGGGAGCAGAACGGAGCAGUCUACUCUAGCAAGACAAGUCUCGACAAUGUCGAAGUCAUGUCACACUUCGGAUUACCUGUAUUGAUCAUUGGCAAAGCGACAGUCGACAUGGGCACAGUCAUCAUUGCUGAAGGGAAGGUGGAGAGCUACAACCAAUCUCGCCAAAUCAUCGCUCUUCGUCUUGGACUGGUCAAAGAUACCAAUGAGGAAGCGAUACACUGGUCCAAGGUCGCAGAUUGGAAGAUAAGAGUCUUGAACAAGCCUUGGGUGCUGUCAUCAGACCAGAGGACAGCCAUCGACGCGAAGUUGAUCGAGGCAGAAAGGGUGACAGAGCAGCAGUCGCGACGACGUAAGAAAAAGUACGCAAAGCUCGAAGAGCUGAGGAGGCGGCAUGAGGAGAAGAUCGAGGCGAAGAGGAAGCAGCGCACCGAGUACUACAAUCAAGGUGCACUCCCAGGUUCACAUAUUCUCAAGAUGCCCUGGGACGACUGA
Molecule: messenger RNA, 786 nt
Organism: Cercospora beticola
Lineage: Eukaryota; Fungi; Ascomycota; Dothideomycetes; Mycosphaerellales; Mycosphaerellaceae
Source: RefSeq, a predicted model, not a curated record